CUCGGGGCCAUGGAGUCUCAGGUGGCGGGGGGCCCGGCUGGCCCGGCCCUGCCCAACGGGCCACUCCUUGGUACAAACGGAGCCAGUGAUGACAGCAAGACCAACCUCAUCGUCAACUACCUGCCCCAGAACAUGACCCAGGAUGAGUUCAAGAGUCUCUUCGGCAGCAUUGGUGACAUUGAGUCCUGCAAGUUGGUUCGGGACAAGAUCACAGGGCAGAGCCUCGGCUACGGGUUUGUGAACUACUCUGACCCCAACGAUGCAGACAAAGCCAUCAACACCCUCAACGGCCUCAAACUGCAGACGAAGACCAUCAAGGUGUCCUAUGCCAGACCCAGCUCCGCCUCCAUCCGGGAUGCGAACCUGUACGUCAGCGGGCUCCCCAAGACCAUGAGCCAGAAAGAGAUGGAGCAGCUCUUCUCCCAGUACGGCCGCAUCAUCACUUCUCGCAUCCUGGUGGACCAGGUCACAGGUGUCUCUCGGGGUGUGGGAUUCAUCCGCUUUGACAAGAGGAUCGAGGCCGAGGAGGCUAUCAAAGGACUGAACGGGCAGAAGCCGCUGGGUGCGGCCGAGCCCAUCACGGUCAAGUUUGCCAACAACCCGAGUCAGAAGACCGGGCAGGCCCUGCUCACUCACCUCUACCAGUCCUCCGCCAGGCGCUACGCAGGCCCCCUGCACCAUCAGACACAGCGCUUCCGGCUGGACAAUUUGCUCAACAUGGCCUACGGAGUCAAGAGUCCCCUGUCGCUCAUCGCCAGGUUCUCACCCAUCGCCAUCGACGGCAUGAGUGGUCUCGCGGGCGUGGGCCUGUCAGGGGGUGCGGCGGGCGCUGGCUGGUGCAUCUUCGUGUACAACCUGUCUCCGGAGGCAGAUGAGAGUGUGCUGUGGCAGCUGUUCGGGCCCUUCGGGGCAGUCACCAAUGUCAAGGUCAUCCGCGACUUUACCACCAACAAGUGCAAGGGCUUCGGCUUCGUCACCAUGACCAACUAUGACGAGGCGGCCAUGGCCAUCGCCAGCCUCAACGGCUACCGCCUGGGCGAGCGCGUGCUGCAGGUGUCCUUCAAGACCAGCAAACAGCACAAGGCCUGAGCCACCGCCGCCCUCCCCACCCUUCCCGGGCAGCAGAGACAGAGAGAGAGAGCGAGAGAGAGAGAGAGAGAGAGAGAUUGAGAGAGAGAGAGAUUGAGAGAGAGAGACAGGGGCCCGAGAGAGACAGCGCAGGCAGACCACGGACGGCACGAGGGCCCCGUGUCCCUGCAGAAGCCACAGGGUGAGCACUCGGUGGGAGGGUCUGCAGGGAAUGGGAGGGCUCCUGGGGGUCCCCCACCCCGUCCUCCUGCCCCUCCCCCCCAGGCUGGGCUGUUCACUCUCUCGUCUUGGUUUUGUUCAUGGUGAAGGUUUUUGUUUCCUUUUUCGGCUAAAGCGAAAGCAGAGAUGUGCCCCCAGCCCACCCUCAACCACCCUCCGUGGAUGGCUUGGAGAAGGGGUGCUGGGGGUGCCCUCCCAGGCCCCCUUGCCCAGGCCUCCCCAACACCUAGGUGAGCCUGAGAGGGGGGAACAGGUUUAA
Kogia breviceps (pygmy sperm whale) is the source of this 1567-nucleotide messenger RNA. RefSeq names its product ELAV like RNA binding protein 3 (gene ELAVL3). NCBI's taxonomy places the organism in Eukaryota, Metazoa, Chordata, Mammalia, Artiodactyla, Physeteridae. Gene Ontology annotation, cellular component: ribonucleoprotein complex. Gene Ontology annotation, molecular function: RNA binding. The record is from RefSeq and is a predicted model, not a curated record.